Messenger RNA from Choloepus didactylus (southern two-toed sloth), 1225 nucleotides. RefSeq names its product small integral membrane protein 12 (gene SMIM12). NCBI's taxonomy places the organism in Eukaryota, Metazoa, Chordata, Mammalia, Pilosa, Megalonychidae. The transcript has 2 exons. The coding region runs from base 642 to 920 and encodes 92 amino acids. The record is from RefSeq and is a predicted model, not a curated record.
GUACCUGAGGGAUCAGGUAAGACUUAGGUUUUACUAUUUUUCAAUUAUUUGUAGAGUAACAAUAGUUACUGCUUAUUUCCCUGCUUCCUUUGUGCCUGACACAGCAAUUUACAUACAUUUCUUAUUUAACCCUCACAACAACUCUGUGAGAUGGUGUUAUUACCAUUAUAUAGAAGAGGGAAGGGAGGGUGAGGCAGUUUGAUAAUGUUCCCAAGGUCACACAGCUAGAAUGCUAGCCUGGAUCGGAAGAGCUCUUAAGCACUAGACUAUAUUCUGCUAAGGAGAGCUUCUUGAGGUCAGAGACCAUGUUUUUUUUAUUUUUGUGUGCCCAAACCGGACUCUUAGAAGACGCCUAAUAAACGUCAAUUGAAUAACUUUAUGGAUCGCCUUUCGAAAAGCACGUGGCAAUGUCACUGGGAAACCUCCUGACCACCAAGAGGCGCUGUCUCCAUCUCUGCAGAGCCGGGCUCUGUUGCCGACGCCUAGCUUCAAUCCCUGAGCUGCGAGAGAGCGCUAGCGGCCAGUGGGCGGGGUCACGAGGCGAGGCCCCGAGGGCCUCUGGGAACGGCUACUGUCGUGCACCCGGCUACCGCGCGUAGAGAGGGACCCAAGCGAGUAGUGCGGGCCCUGGCGCAGAUGUCAUGUGGCCUGUGCUGUGGACCGUGGUACGGACUUAUGCUCCCUAUGUCACAUUUCCGGUAGCCUUUGUGGUUGGGGCUGUGGGCUACCACCUGGAAUGGUUCAUCCGGGGAAAGGAUCCCCAGUCAGUGGAGGAGGAGAAGAGCAUCUCAGAGCGCCGGGAGGACCGCAAACUGGACGAGCUGCUAGGCAAGGACCACACCCAGGUGGUGAGCCUUAAGGACAAGCUGGAAUUUGCCCCUAAAGCUGUCUUGAACAGAAACCGCCCGGAGAAAAAUUGAUGGAAGACACAGUGCCCUAUGGAUCCUUCUGUGGACCAUGUUGACCCAGCCCCAGAACCCACAUCUGAUUUGCUUUGUUGUUGCUCACUCUGGCUCCUCCCUCACCACACACCCAUACACAUACCGGCUGCUCUUCUCCUGUGGCCAGGCAGACCAGCUGCUGAGGGGCCAGUGAAGAGAAAGGCCCUUGAAGGUUCUGGCCUGAAGGCUGCAUCUGUUGUACAAUGGCCACAACUUCUUAGGCUUCUGAGCUUAUGGGCAUGUUGCUGGGAGAAGGUGGGGAACCACCACUGCCCCAUUGGUGA